This is a messenger RNA of Saccharomyces mikatae IFO 1815, 1644 nucleotides long. It is a transcript of the gene FLR1, whose product is annotated as Flr1p. NCBI's taxonomy places the organism in Eukaryota, Fungi, Ascomycota, Saccharomycetes, Saccharomycetales, Saccharomycetaceae. The coding region runs from base 1 to 1644 and encodes 547 amino acids. The record is from RefSeq and is a predicted model, not a curated record. Gene Ontology annotation, molecular function: xenobiotic transmembrane transporter activity; fluconazole transmembrane transporter activity. Gene Ontology annotation, cellular component: membrane. Gene Ontology annotation, biological process: xenobiotic detoxification by transmembrane export across the plasma membrane. The transcript has a single exon.
AUGGUGUACACUUCAACAUAUAGACACACUAUCAUCGUUGACCUUUUAGAAUACUUGGGUAUAGUUUCCAACACAGAAAUUUUACAAAGUGCCUGUGAGGAUAAAAAUAGAAAGCCUGAGUAUACUAAAAAAAAGGAAAAUAAAGCCGAAUAUGAUGUAGAAUGCGGCGCUGAUCCAUCGAGCUCUGCAUCCUCUAUUAGUUCAGGCUCUAGUAAGUCUCAAAUCGAGAAAAGCGACCCUUUCCUAGUAUAUUGGAAUGGUCCAUCUGACGCUGAAAACCCGCAAAAUUGGUCAGUCCCAAAAAAAUCAUUGGUCAUAUUCCAAGUCAUGUUACUUACUUGCGUCACAUACAUGGGAUCCUCCAUUUAUACGCCUGGGCAGGAAUAUAUUCAAGAAGAAUUUCACGUAGGGCAUGUGGUUGCGACCCUAAAUCUUUCCUUAUAUGUUCUUGGAUAUGGGUUAGGUCCCAUCAUAUUUUCACCACUAUCAGAAAUUGCACGCUAUGGCCGACUCUAUCUUUAUAUGGUGACCUUGUUCUUCUUCAUGAUAUUUCAAGUUGGUUGUGCUACUGUGCAUAAUAUUGGCGGUUUAAUCGUCAUGCGUUUUAUAAGCGGUAUAUUGUGCAGCCCGUCGUUGGCGACUGGUGGUGGUACUGUAGCAGAUAUCAUCUCACCAGAAAUGGUUCCUCUCAUUUUGGGCAUGUGGUCUGCCGGUGCUGUUGCUGCACCAGUCUUGGCUCCACUGCUAGGUGCCGCUAUGGUUGAUGCUAAAAACUGGCGAUUCAUAUUCUGGCUACUAAUGUGGUUAAGUGCUGCUACUUUUAUCUUGUUAGCAUUUUUAUUCCCUGAAACACAGCACCAUAACAUUCUCUACCGCCGUGCUCUGAAAUUGAGAAAAGAAACUGGAGAUGACAGGUAUUACACUAAACAGGAUAAAAUAGAUAGAGAAAUGGAUGCAAGAACUUUUUUUAUCGAUACCUUGUACCGGCCUUUCAAAAUGAUUAUUAAGGAGCCCGCUAUAUUAGCUUUUGAUCUCUACAUUGCCGUCGCUUAUGGUUGUUUCUACUUAUUCUUUGAAGCUUUCCCUAUUGUAUUUAUUGGUGUCUACCAUUUCAGCUUGAUUGAAGUAGGCUUGGCCUAUAUGGGAUUCUGCGUGGGUUGUGUGUUUGCAUAUGGCUUAUUUGCUUUCUUAAACAUUAGAAUUAUUGUGCCACGUUUUAAGAAUGGCACAUUUACUCCGGAAGCCUUUUUAAUCGUAGCAAUGUGUGUUUGUUGGAGUUUGCCGUUAUCUUUAUUCUUAUUUGGUUGGACUGCUCGAGUUCAUUGGAUUUUACCAGUCAUCUCAGAGGUUUUUUUUGUUUUAGCUGUCUUUAAUAUUUUCCAAGCUACUUUUGCAUACUUGGCUACAUGUUAUCCAAAGUAUGUUGCAUCCGUUUUUGCCGGUAAUGGUUUUUGCCGUGCCUCAUUUGCUUGUGCUUUUCCAUUGUUCGGUAAGGCAAUGUAUGAUAAUUUAGCUACCAAAAAUUAUCCAGUGGCGUGGGGUUCUUCCUUGGUUGGGUUUUUCACAUUGGGUCUAGCUAUCAUUCCAUUCAUACUUUAUAAGUAUGGCCCAUUAUUGCGCUCAAAAUCUUCGUAUGCAGACUAG